AUGAAUAAUAAUCUACCACCGCCUUCUAAACCUCGAUCGAAUCAAGGUCAAGGAGGCUCAUCCAAUUCAAAUCUAGGCGAUUCUACAAAUCUACUAUCACAUCAAUCUCAACCACCUCCUCCCCCUCUUCCGCCUCACUCUAGUUCUUCUACAAGUUCAAUUCAACAUAAUAAUGCUGGAUCUUCUCAAUCAUCGAGAUCAGAUGGUCCAAAAUCAUCAUCUUCCAACCCUUCUACUAUACAAUCUUCUUCAUCAUCGUCGGCAAUGGCUGCCGCUAAACGAUCUAACUUUCAAUUUACUUAUGAUGCUGAUAAUUUUCUCUUAGAUUUAAUAUUUAAAUAUAAAGAUGAAUUGUUUACUAGGGGUAAUACCAUAAAAACUUGGGAAUUGGUAUUAUAUGAAUUCAAUCAUCAAUUUAAAGCCAAUAUAGUUCAAUCAAGAACCAUUAAUAAUCGAUUUAAAAUCCUUCGAAAGAAUUUAGAAAAUCGUUUAAUGAAUGAAACUGCAUUACCUUUACAAGACUUAAAUUUAAAUGAAAAUGAAAAAUUAUUAAUUAAUUUAAAUCAAUUUUUAAGUAAUAAAGAAUUAUCAAAGACUACAACUAAUCCAACUAUUGGCCCAUCUUCAAGUAAUAAUCAAACCACGGUUGGUUCGAGUGGAGGGAAUAAAUCUAAUUCAACAAAUAAAUUUUUUGAUACAAAUUUAAAUAAUAGUAAUAGUAAUAACACUAAAGAUUCAUCGUUAAAUUAUAAAUUUCAAUCAUUAUCAAAUACUUCAACAUCAUCAUUUGUACCUCAUUCACCUCAAGAAUCACUUGAUAUCGAUCCAACUUCAACAACCUCACCGUCAUUUAAUAUUCAAUUGUCUCCAACCCUCACAGCCGAAACUCCACUGCAACUCGUGCAACAGCAACAACAACAACAAAUCCAACAAAUCCAACAAUUACAACAGUUACAACAGAUUCAACAACAACAACCAAGUCAACAAUUUCCAUUUCAAUUCUUACCUCCCAAAGCUGAUAUAUCAUUUGAAAAUCAGCCCCCUCCACCUCCACCACCUCAAGUGACUGUCGCCCCUCCUCCGGCGCCUCAACAACAACCACCACCACCACCACCACCACCGCCACCACAGCAGCAACAACAACAAGCUGCUCUACCUCAGGAUCCUCAAGAAUCGGAUGAAUUACGAUUUAGAAAGAGAAUCAAAAGUAUUCCAACUACUUCAUCUACAGCAGCAUUAAAUCAAGAUCUACUUCAUCAACUUCUAUUAGCUCAAAAUGAAUAUAACUUACAGAUUAAUGAAAUUAGAAAAGAAAUUCAAGAUUUGAAAUAUGAAUUUGACUAUAAAAUAAAAGAUAUCUCGAAUAAAAUAGAUUUAAAUAAUGAAAAUUUACAUUUAAGGCUUAAUAAUUAUUUUGAACUUAUGAUGACUAGGUUGGAUAUAGAAACUACAAAUUUGCAGCAACCACCACCACCACCUAUUCCUCAAAGGCAACAACAAUCACAACAGUUCCAGUCUUCAGUCUCAUUAUCACAAAUCUCUCAUCAACAACAACAUCAAGACCAACUUGAUCAUUUUCAACGGUCAUUAUCUCAUCAACAUAACUCUCCUAUACUUUCGCAACAAUCACAAUCAACAUCGCAGAAUCAUCUGCAGCACCAAUCCCCAGAACAACAACAUCGCCAACAAUCAUCGUAA
This is a messenger RNA of Scheffersomyces coipomensis, 1698 nucleotides long. RefSeq lists its product as uncharacterized. Lineage: Eukaryota; Fungi; Ascomycota; Pichiomycetes; Serinales; Debaryomycetaceae. The coding region runs from base 1 to 1698 and encodes 565 amino acids. The record is from RefSeq and is a predicted model, not a curated record. The transcript has a single exon. Gene Ontology annotation, biological process: actin filament polymerization. Gene Ontology annotation, cellular component: actin filament.